Molecule: messenger RNA, 3213 nt
Organism: Xenopus laevis (African clawed frog)
Lineage: Eukaryota; Metazoa; Chordata; Amphibia; Anura; Pipidae
Gene: usp1.L
Product: ubiquitin specific peptidase 1 L homeolog
Exons: 9
Coding region: 219-2561 (780 amino acids)
Biological process (GO): ubiquitin-dependent protein catabolic process; protein deubiquitination; regulation of DNA repair
Cellular component (GO): nucleus; cytosol
Molecular function (GO): cysteine-type deubiquitinase activity; cysteine-type endopeptidase activity
Source: RefSeq, a predicted model, not a curated record
AUGUCACGGAUGACAUCGGAAGGUCCACUACAGGGAUAGGGACUAGAGAAUUCGGAGAACUCCCGCGCUUUACUGCGAACGGGAGUACAGCGAAAAGUACACUCUCGGGAAUGGAUUAUCUGUCAAAUCGUUCUGCUCGGGGACAUUUGGGAAUCUAAGGUUUCCUGCCACAGAAGUAUUCUGUAUUUUCUGAAGAAGGUGAACGGCUUUUAUAUAAAAUGCCAGGAGUCACUCACUGUGAAAGCCAAACGGUCCUAUCCAAAAGCAGUCCUCCAAGAAGGAACCGCUUAUCUUUACGCUUUUUUCAGAAGAAAGACACCAAGAGGGCACUGGAAUUUACUGAGGCAUCGCCAGCAACAACAGAAAGUCAAAAUGACGAGGAAAAGGAAUCCGAAAUCUGCAGUGAUCAAGUUGUUCCAACUCCUCAGUUAUCACCACCAGCUUGCUGUGUAAAAAAAGAAAGUCUUAUUCCAUUUGUUGGAUUGAAUAAUCUUGGUAAUACCUGCUACCUCAACAGCAUACUUCAGGUACUAUGCUAUUGUCCUGGAUUUAAAAAUGGGAUAAAGUUUCUGUCUGAGAUCAUUUCUAAGAAGGUGGAAAAUGUUGGUAAAGAGAGAGAGCAGACUCAGGAUAAGGACACUGUAAAACAUGAGUUACCUGCAAGUUAUGAGGUCAUCAGCAGUUUGAGUUCUUUGAUUCACUCUAUGGAACACCUUCAGAUAUCUUUUCUCUCAAACCCAGACAAUUAUGAUUCUGAACUUGCUGCUCAACCAAGGAGGCUUCUUAAUACAUUGAGGGAGGUAAAUCCUAUGUACGAAGGAUAUCUACAGCAUGAUGCACAAGAAGUUUUGCAGUGUAUUCUUGGAAAUAUUCAAGAGGCAUGUCAGGUUAUGAAAAAGGAAAUUCUUUUAAACUCACAGAUUAAUAAUUCCACUAAGAAUGCACAGGACACUGCUACAUCAAAAACUGAGCACAAUGGAUUACAUGGUAGUGACACAGAGUUUUUAACUGGCAGCUCUGCUGAAAUAACUGAAAUUGAGACGAAUGAAAAUGGCAAAAGGAAAAGUGAUAAUGAGGCUGGAAAUGUAAAAAAAAGAACCAAGCUAACCAAAGAACCAUCCGCAGAAGAACAGAGACAAACCAGAUCAAAAAGGAAGUCAUUAACAGAAAAACAAGAUAAAAGAACUGAUGCCCCCCCUAAGGCUGACAAUGGGAAUUCAAAUCAUUCACAGAAAAAAACAAAGCUAGGGUUAAACUGGCUAAAAUCGAGUAAACAACCUAGCAUAUUUUCUAAGUUUUGUAGCCUGGGUAAACAGUCAGACUCUUCAUCCAAAAGCUCUGAAACUGGAACACACAGCAUAAAAACCAACGCUAAAACAUCUGAAAAUGAACAGUCUAAAGAAAAUGGCCUCUGCAUCUUGGAGAACAACAAAAACAGAGAAGAUACAAAAACUAUUCCAGGAAAUGAAUCGAGUGGUUUUGAAUUAGUAGAAAAAAUGUUCCAAGGCAAGCUGGUGUUGCGAACCCGCUGUCUUGAAUGUGAGUCUUUCACAGAGAGGAGGGAAGAUUUUCAGGAUAUCAGCGUGCCUGUUCUGGAAAGCGAACCACCAAAACUGGAGGACUCCUCUGAUGUUUCUCCCGAUCCAAGACUUGAAACAAAGACUUUAAAAUGGGCUAUAUCCCAGUUUGCAUCAGUAGAGAGAAUUGUUGGAGAGGACAAAUAUUUCUGUGAAAACUGUCAUCAUUACACCGAAGCUGAAAGAAGCCUUCUUUUUGACAAAAUUCCAGACAUUGUGACUAUUCAUCUAAAAUGCUUUUCUGCAAAUAACUCUGAAUUUGAUUGCUUUGGUGGUCUUUCCAAAGUAAACACAGCAUUGUUGACUCCGCUGAAAUUGUCUCUUGAGGAAUGGAGUACAAAUGAAAGCAAGGACCUUUAUGGGCUGUUUGCAGUGGUAAUGCACAGUGGGGUUACUAUAAGCAGUGGACACUAUACAGCUUAUGUUCGAAUUCCAGAGAUAAGCGAUCUUGAAAGAGACCAUAUGAAAGCCCUGGUUGACCACAAGGAUGCUGUAAAGGCCGAGCCAUUAAACGAAGAAGAGGCACGGAUGAAUGAUGCCAAUUAUGAUGAUGGUGAGGUCUCGUUUCGAGUGAAUGGGUGUGUACCAUCAGCUAGUAAAGUGAGCAAAAAGCAAACAGAAACCGUAAGCCUUUUAGGAGGACAGAAAAGUAAACCUGACUUUCAGCAGUUACCCAACAAAACUGCUAAAUCCGAAACCAGCUUCAACUCCCAUGGUGAUAAAAGUUAUAGUGCGAGCCUUAGUGUAGACCUUCAGCGGGAGAUGUCAGAAGAGAGGGACUUGAGCGUGUCCUCCUAUACCUGCAAAGCUGACAAUUUGACAUCUUCCUUUUUGGAAAGCCUGAAGGAGUAUUUAGGAAAAUGGCUUCUUUUUGACGAUUCAGAAGUAAAAGUUACAGACGAAAAAGAUUUCAUGACUGCUAUUUCCCCAAACACACUUUCAACGUCCACUCCUUAUUUACUCUUCUACAAGAAAUUAAUUUAAAAUCUGCCGAUAUUUUGUAAGCAAAAUGUAUCCUAUGUAUGUUAGUCUUUGGAGAUUGGGUCUAUGAAUGAGACUGUUUGUACAUAUGUAAAUGUUGUCGUAUUACAGAGCUAACACUACAGUCUUGAGUCUGUCCGUAUGUAAAUGUUCCAGGUGAAAUCCAGUUGUCAGUCAUGUCUGCUAGUGAAGGCUUACACAACUUUAUUUGCAUAAUAUUCUUGUCUUCAUUGAAUUUCAUUACCCUGUAUUGACAAAAUAGAAAUUGAAUAUCAUGAUUGUUGAGCGUUCCGGUACUAACUAGAAUUGCCUGAAAUGAGAGUUUCCAUAAACAAUAGCUUUGAGCUUCUCUCCAUCUUCUGACAACAAUCCCUUCACCUUUUAGAGCUCACCUAAAAAAAGGCAACUGCUUUCAAAUAGGAUUGGGUUUAAUUAUCGUUAACUGCAAAACUGAUGGUGUUCUGAAACGAUGCAAGAUGGAUGACGUUUUUGUAUUUAUUGUGCAAUUGGAACAGUGUGUAUUGGAUUACAAAACAUACAGGAAGUUUUAGUUUAUAUUUGUUAAUCAUAGUUCAGUAUAAAUCAUUUUAAUCUGCUUUCUGAUUGUUUUUCUUAAUGUAAGAAAGGCAUUUUAAUUAAAAUAUUUCCUACUUUU